AUGUCAGAUGAUCUAGAUAUACUACUACCUCAUGACUUAGAGUUUGGUCAAGCAGAUUUAUUUCAAAGUAAUGAUAAUCACGUAUCAAUAAAGAGUCCAGAAUUUAAUGCAGAAAUUAGAAAAAACCCCAAUAAUAUAGAAUUAUGGAAAAAUUUAUUUUCAAACUUUGAUGAAUUAAUAAAUGAGAGCAUAUCACCAGAAGAUUCAACAAAAAACUCAUUGGAUGAAGAAACUAAAACUAAAAUCCACAAUGCAUAUAAGACUUUAUUAUCAAGGUUUCCUUACUUGGAAGAAAUUUGGAAAAAUUGGACCAUUGUAGAAUUCAAAAUGAAUGGUAAAGAAGCUUCAAUUGAUGUUUUACGAUUGGCAGUUGAGAAUUUCCCCACUUCAAUAGCAUUAUGGUCUGAUUAUUUGGCAGCUUUGAAAACUACUGAUGUUUAUGAAGAUAUUGAAAAAUUUAGAUUCAUAUAUAAUGAAGCAUUAAAGAAUAAUUCAUAUCAUUUCAAUUCAGAAGUCAUAUGGGAUAAAAUAUUUGAAUUUGAAUCAGAUUUGGCGAAAAAGAAAGAAGAUGUAAAAUCUACAGCAUUAUUAGAAUUAUAUUUAAAAGUUAUUCAUAUUCCAUUAUAUCAAUACGCAAGAUACUAUACACAAUUUUCGGAAAUCAAUAAAAACUACGAUAUAAAUUUAUUACUACCUCCAGCAGAAUUACAGAAUUAUGCUACGAAAUUUGGUAAAACAAAACCAGAAGAAUUAUCAUUAAUUGAAAAACAUCAAAUUAUUGAUGAUUAUUUUUCAACUGUUUUCAGUAAGACUCAAUUUAAAGUAAGUUCAAAUUGGGAGUAUGAACAAUCUUUACUACAUCAAAAUUUUGAGAUUGAUCGAACUGAAAUUGAUAAAGAAUUUAGAAUUUGGAUUGAAUAUUUAGAUAUUGAAAUCAGGAUAUAUAAGAAUUUACCAUCUGGAGAAGAAUCUAAAAUUCAAUUUGAUUUAGUUGUAAAUUUAUUUGAAAGAAGUCUAAUCCCAAACUGUUAUAAUAGUGAUCUUUGGUUGAAAUAUAUCAAGUUCAUUUACAAUUCCAAAACAUCAGAAGAUGAAAAAUUUGAAAAACAACAACAAAUAUACUUAAGAGCAAAUUCAAAAUUCAUACCACUAGAUAAUAAUAUAUUAAGAAUAAUGUACUCCAAAUUCUUAUUAAGUCAUAAUAAAUACGAACAAGCAAAUGAAUAUUUAUUUGAUUGGAUGAAAGUUUUUAGUGGUAUCUCUAAACAAUAUUAUAAAUCAUCAUAUUUGGAAAUAUGUAAUGAAAUUAUAUCGAAUUGGCAAAUUCUUAUAACUGAGAACGAUUUACAAACUAUACUUGAACAAAUCAUUAACACAUAUUUUGAUAUUCGUGAACCUAAAAUAAAAAAAGAAAAAAAGGAAAAAGUGGAAAUGAAAGAAGAGCAACCAAAAGAAGUACCGUCUGAAAAUCAUUUGCAUUUGUCAUUACUGAAUGAAUUCAUAAACUUAUUCACAAAAUUCCUAAUCGAUGAUUCAAUUCCAUUAAUAGUCAAUACUCUACUCAACAUAUACAAACUUCAAAACCAACCAUCAAAAAUAAGAAAAUUUUUUAAUCAAAACCACAAUCAUAAAUCAUUAACCAACUCACUACAAUUUUGGAAAUUCAUAUUCGAGUACGAAGCACAAGUUCAAAACAACUUGGAAAAUUUAAAAUCCAUUUAUCAUCUAAUAACAACGGAAUCAAAUCUACCUAAAUCUUUCUUGAAUAUGUUUAUUGAUUGGUAUUACGAUAUAGUAAGUGCAAAUAUUAUUGAGUUUUUAAAAUUAAACAAAAACAAAUCUGAUGAAACUUUGAUUUUAAAAGAUUUAAAUUUAUCAAAUUCUGUAUACUAUAAUAAAAUAAUUAGAAAGAAUCAAGAAAAAAAUAAUUAUAAAUUAAAUCAAUCCAAAAAAGCUAUAGAUGAGGAUCCUUAUACUAAUUUCAUAUCUAAACAAGUAGGUCAUCCUGGUGUAUUUGUUGAUCAAACUCCUGAAAUAACUAAUAAAUUCAUGAAUGAAGGUAAUUGGAUUGAUUUAACUCAAAAAAAUAUACAAAUACCUCCAUACCCUACAUAUAAAGGGGUUGAAAAAGCACAAGCUCCAAUAAAAUAUCAAAAUGAUUAA
Messenger RNA from Lodderomyces jiufengensis, 2163 nucleotides. It is a transcript of the gene PRP39, whose product is annotated as Prp39p. Gene Ontology annotation, molecular function: protein binding. Gene Ontology annotation, biological process: RNA processing; mRNA 5'-splice site recognition. NCBI's taxonomy places the organism in Eukaryota, Fungi, Ascomycota, Pichiomycetes, Serinales, Debaryomycetaceae. The coding region runs from base 1 to 2163 and encodes 720 amino acids. Gene Ontology annotation, cellular component: U2-type prespliceosome; U1 snRNP; commitment complex. The record is from RefSeq and is a predicted model, not a curated record. The transcript has a single exon.